AUGUUUCUGAAUGAUGCUCAGGUUCCGGUUGGUGCCGUUCCUGACGGAGCUGCGGGCGGUGAUGGACUGGGUCUGGACCGACACCACCUCAGUCUGUCCAGCUGGAUCUGCGUGGAGGACAUCUACGCUCACAUCUUCGUGCUGAAGUGCUGGAGGGAGUCGGAGAAAGUGAGAGGACCUCCAGCCAGAGCUUGUCAGAGCAGCGUUCAGAACCAGGACUCACGGAGGUGUGUUUGUGUUCUUUCAGAGGUAUUCCAGCCUCGAGGACAGAAGAAGAAGAAGGUGGUGAAGUACGGGAUGGGGGGGAUGAUCGUGAUGCUGCUCAUCUGUAUCGUCUGGUUUCCUCUGCUCUUCAUGUCUCUGGUCAAGUCUGUGGCUGGAGUGGUCAACAAACCGCUGGACGUGUCUGUCACCAUCACGCUGGGCGGCUUUCAGCCCAUCUUCACGAUGAGUGCGCAGCAGAAUCAGCUGAAGGACGUCACUGACAGAGAUUUCAUCAGCUUCCUGAACUCAUACAGACACAGUUCUAGUGCACUGCAGUUCUUGGAGGUGUACACGGCGGAGGACGUGACUGUGGCAGAGCUGGAAGGAAGCUCCAACUCUCUGUGGACCAUCAGCCCCCCCAGCAGGAAGAACCUGAUGGACGUCCUGAGCAAAGAGGACCAGUUUUCCGGUCACCAUGUCCUGGAGCAUCCAGAGGUACAGAUGCAGAAUCUGAGUCUGGGAGCGAAGGCUGAGUUUGCGAUGGACAAACACAUCACAUAUCUGGACAUGAACACUAGACAGGAGCUGAUAGCGUUACUCAAUGGAACCAGAAAUAAACCUGUGUAA
Molecule: messenger RNA, 831 nt
Organism: Cyprinus carpio (common carp)
Lineage: Eukaryota; Metazoa; Chordata; Actinopteri; Cypriniformes; Cyprinidae
Product: piezo-type mechanosensitive ion channel component 2-like
Exons: 4
Coding region: 1-831 (276 amino acids)
Biological process (GO): detection of mechanical stimulus; regulation of membrane potential; cellular response to mechanical stimulus
Cellular component (GO): plasma membrane
Molecular function (GO): mechanosensitive monoatomic ion channel activity; monoatomic cation channel activity
Source: RefSeq, a predicted model, not a curated record